AGAUUCACUAAAUUUCUGAGUCAGUAGUAUCACUGAAGGGUUUUUUACAUAACUGUGUUACUUACUAUCUAUUCAUUAUUCCAAAAUGAUUCUCAAAUGACGAUAUUGAAUUCCAUCUAUUGAACUUAUCGUUCACGAAAUUGCCAUGGUAACAUGAAGAUUUAUCCCAGCAUCGAUAUGCUCGCUAUUUUGAUAAUAUCGAUCUUAGUACCAUCUGCAAAUAGUGGUUUCGCCUGUCUUGAAAAUCCAUGUGUUCACGGAAUUUGCGUAGACGAUUUAAACUCAACAUAUUUAUGUUAUUGUAUUGAUGGCUACACUGGAAUUCACUGCCAAACAAACUGGAACGAAUGCUGGUCAAACCCCUGCCAACAUGGGGCCACCUGCAUCGACGGAAUAGCCAUGUUCAAUUGUUCAUGUCCUCCAGGAUUCACAGGAGACAGAUGCGAGAUAGAUCUAAACGAAUGCGAGAGCAGUCCAUGCCUUAACAACGGAACUUGCUUGGAUGCUGUAAAUGGGUAUUUCUGUAGCUGCCUUCCAGGAUAUUCUGGAGACCAUUGCGAAGUAGAUGAAGCAGUAUGUAACACCACAAGCGAGGCAAGAUGUGCCAAUGGUGGAGUGUGUGAAGAAGGGCCUGGAGAAAGUUUCACUUGUAAAUGUUUACCAGGCUGGAAUGAUCCUUUGUGCAGAACAGAAAUAAACGAAUGCUUGUCAAAUCCUUGCAGAAACGGAGCAGUGUGUGUGGAUUUAUUAGCUGAUUAUAACUGCGCCUGUUCUUUUGGUUUCAUGGGAAAGAAUUGCGAAGAAGAGAUGCAUAUUUGUGAAACCAACAAUUGCAGAAACAAUGCUUUAUGUUUACUAGAAGAUGGCGAGCCAGUUUGUUACUGUGUACCAGAUUUUCAUGGAGAUCUUUGCCAAUAUCAAUACGACGAAUGUCAGCUAGGUGUUAGGUGUGUAAAUGGAGGUACUUGCAUAGACGGCGUUGAUAAUUUUACUUGUUCCUGCCUUCCAAAUCUGACAGGGGUAUUCUGUGAAUGCCUGAUUUUGCCAGAUGGCUCCCAAAACUGCUCAAUAGUCGACUUUGAGAUGACCACAGUACCUUAUACUACCUUUGGGACAAAUUUUACAUCGCAGAAAUUCACCACUAUGACUUUACCAGAAACUUCAACAUUAUUCACAACUACCAUGAUGGAGUCCAGUACAAUAUACACAAGUCUUAUGACGCAUACUCCAAUUGUUACUGUAGAAACAACAUUCAUACCACCUGACACAACUACAAUAGAAAAUUACCAAAAUUUCAGUACUACAGAAUCUGUAACAAUUACCACAGAUGAAUCUACAUCAGAAACAGAAUACAUUUCAACGAAACAAACCGAAAAGACUGAUAUAUUUUCUACCUCUGAAUAUACUUCAACAGAAACAGAUACAACAGUUUCAAUGCUGAACACAACUCUAUGGAGCUCUUCAAGAACUGAAUCUAUAUUUGAAAAGACAACUAGGCCUGAUGAAGAAACUACUAGCUUUAUGCCAACCGAAUUACAAACCCUUACAACGGUUCAUUCUACAGAUACAAAUAUAUUUACAAACUUUACUUCACUGCCAAUCGAAUAUACAUCGACUACUACUUCGAAAGAAGAGACUGGUGCUACAAUUAAAGAUAUAUCUUCAACAACUAGUGAAACUACCACUUCUGUUAAAGAAGAAAUAACUGUCAGUACCAUUACAAAAGGAAGAGAAUUUCCUAUUCCUUUAUCUACUACCACAGAAGUAACAACACAAAUUUUCGAGAAAACAACAAUUUCAGACACAACAGAUUGCUCCCAAGAAGGAAAUGAGUGCCUGAACGGAGGAACUUGUAUUUUAGAAGAACAAGGUUACAAAUGUUUAUGUUCUUUUGAUACCGAAGGUGCCUUGUGCGAAAUACAUCUUGGUGUGAAAAAUGCAGCUUUCAAUGGUGAUUCAUAUUUAGCUCAUCGUUUGAGUGAUCUUUCUCUGGUAGAUAUCGAGUUUGAAGCUAAGACUGUUACGUCUAAUGGUCUGAUUUUUCAUUUGGUAGCAGAUAAAAUAUUUAUGAGUUUAUAUAUAAGGAAUGGAUUUUUGGAGUUUAAAUUUUCGUGUGGUUAUCAGACUAUGCUUCUGAAAGAGCUCAGGACACCAGUUAAUGAAGGAUAUACGAUGCAUAUAGAGGCGAAGUUACACUUUCGUCCAGAUUUCAGUCAUUGCGAUGCUUCUGUGAAUGUGAAUAAUACUUUAUCAAUGAGGGGAGAUCAAAUAUCAUCAGUGCCACAGUUCCAGAAGCCAACCAUUGGGUUAUACUUUGGAGGUGUGCCGAUGGAAUUGAAACACACUGAUUUGAAUAUAGAAGGCUUUGCUGGUUGUAUGAAAAAUCUCAAGAUUUCUGGAAAAUCUGUCAACAUAUUUGGUGAUGCUGAAGAUGGUACAGCAGUUACCGAAUGUUCUUCACUAGCUUGUCUUUCAAAUCCUUGUCAGAAUGAAGCAACAUGUGUUGUAGAAAAAGGAGAAUGGACUUGCCACUGUAAAAAUGGUUAUUUAGGGAAGCAAUGUGAAAAAUCUGUUUGUGACAACAAUCCAUGUUUAUUUGGAGGAACAUGUGUCAGUCUUUCAAAAAGUGGCUACAUUUGUCUCUGUCCAUUUGGCAAACAUGGUCACUUCUGUGAAAAUGACAUGAAAAUAACACAUCCACAUUUCUCCACAAUGGCCAAAGGAUGGUCAUCCUAUGUUGCAUAUUCGGUGCCAAAUGAAAUAUCCAAAAACCUGGAAAUCAAAUUCAAGUUCAUACCAACGGACAUGGACCAAAUUUCAAUGUUGCUAUUUAUUGGUCAAACUGGAUAUCAUGAUGUAUUUUCAGAUCAUUUGGCUGUGAGUUUAAUAAAGGGUUAUGUCAUGUUGACGUGGAAUUUGGGCUCUGGUCCAAGGAGGAUAUUUACGAAUCAGCCUCUGCAGAAAGGUUUCAAUGACUAUACGAUACAUAUAGGAUUGAGAGGCAGGAGAGCUUGGUUGUUUGUUGAAAAUGUAGGAAAUAUAACUGGAAAAGCUCCAGGAUCUUUUGAAAAUUUGGAUGUCGCACCCGUUAUUUUCAUUGGUGGCCAUGAAUCUAGGUAUUUCAAUAAACUACCACAUGACUUACCACAGCAUGGAGGUUUUAUGGGUUGUAUUUUUGAUAUCAAGCUGAAGACUGAAAACGGACUGAUACCUGUGAAACAAAAUGAUCGUACUGUUGGACGAGCGGUGAACCAGUGCGGGGUUUCAGAAUGUUAUAACAACAGAUGCCCCAAUAAAGCAGCAUGUUUACAUCAUGGAAGCACUUUUACAUGCCUAUGUCAAGAUUCCUGGUACGGGCCACUUUGUUUGUCCAAAGUAAAUCCUUGCGAUUCAACUUAUAAUAAGUGUUCAUCAGGGUCAACUUGUGUACCUUUAAUUGAAGGUUAUGAAUGUGAUUGUCCUUUUGGAAAAACUGGAACAUACUGUGAUAAAGAUGUCAAUAUUACGGAUGUCAGUUUCAAAGGUACACGAUCUUUCAUAAAUUUGGGAAAUCACGAAUUUCUCAACAACAAAUUCAAUUUCAAAUUAGAAAUAAAACCUUUGUCAAAUAAUGGUUUACUUAUUUUCACUGGAAAGGAACAUAACUUUGUUUCACUGUAUCUACAAAGUGGAACUGUGGAAUUGAGGAUCAAAAGAGGAAAAUUCAAAGUGAGUCACAAUCUUGUUACUCUGAGGAGUAGCAGAUUGUUAGUUUUAGGAGUAUGGCACCAAAUAAAAUUCGGAAUGUUUGGGAGGAAAGUGUAUCUAUCGGUGGAAAAUGUUAUGGAUACCGCGUUGUUGGAAAAGGAAAGCUAUGUGUUGGAGGUCAAAGAUACCAUUUAUUUAGGUGGUCUACCAGAUAUGUCAAAGCUACCUCUAGAUGCUCUCUCCAGCCUUCCAUCCCAAUAUACAGGAUGUAUUCGCCUACUUGAAAUAGACUCACAGUUUCUACCUCUUAUUCCUCAAAAUGUAGAAAGUGGUCGAAAUAUUAUGGACUGUGACGGAACACCCUGUGGAGGAGAUGUCUGUGCUAAUGGCGGUACAUGCUGGUUAGAUUCCUUCAGAAUAUCCCAUUGUCAUUGCCCAGCACCUUUCUUUGGGAGUAAAUGUGAGAAUACCUACAAUUGCUCCAAUAAUAAGUGCAACGAUAAGGGAAAAUGUAGUAAUAACAAGUGCUAUUGCAUUCCUGGAAGGAAUGGUUUCAACUGUGAAAAUGAAAUUAUAGUUAAAAUGCCCGAGUUCAAAAAAGGCAGUUAUUUGAUUAUUGAUAAGAAGAAAGAUAAAAGGAGGGAUGCUCUCAACACAAAUAUUGGUCAAAUUUCCAUAAACUUCACAACAGCUAGUUCAGAUGGCUUACUAUUGUGGCAUAAAGAGGAGAAUUCCUUCAUAGGGUUGGGAAUCGAAAGAGGAUAUCUUAAAUUGGCCUAUUCUCCUGAUAAAAAUAAUACUUUUUCUGCAAUUCUAUGGAACAAUAGGAUGUCAGAUGGACUUUGGCACAACAUACGUUUGAAAUUUUCACCAAUGUCCAUAGAAGUUGACAAAACAUCAUUUAGGAAAAAUUUACCACUCCAGAAAAACCAUGACAUGAAUUUGACCAAUGGAAGAUUUUUUCUAGGAAAUGUGCCAAGCCCCAAGAGCCUUUCAUUUGAAACCAACGGAUUUUUUAAGUAUCCAUUUGAAGGAUGCAUUGAAAGUUUCAGCGAAAAUUCUGAAAAAAUUAACGAUUUCACAAUAUUCGAAGGACUAGGAAUUGACAUUUGCCCCAUAUUUUGAUAUAAUUUGUCAAUAUAUCAAAUUUUUCUCUUCAAUUUCUAAUUAUUUUCCCAAGUCCUAUAGAAUAUUUCAUAUUGAUGGAAAAUUGUCUCAAUUUAUUUGUACAGCUAUAGAGUGUUUCAGAAACUAAAUGAAUAAAUGCCAAAGUAAUUGA
Molecule: messenger RNA, 4966 nt
Organism: Harmonia axyridis
Lineage: Eukaryota; Metazoa; Arthropoda; Insecta; Coleoptera; Coccinellidae
Product: protein eyes shut
Exons: 17
Coding region: 154-4812 (1552 amino acids)
Biological process (GO): establishment or maintenance of epithelial cell apical/basal polarity; heterophilic cell-cell adhesion
Cellular component (GO): protein-containing complex; plasma membrane
Molecular function (GO): calcium ion binding
Source: RefSeq, a predicted model, not a curated record